Gekko japonicus is the source of this 231-nucleotide messenger RNA. Its product is annotated as tripartite motif-containing protein 67-like. NCBI's taxonomy places the organism in Eukaryota, Metazoa, Chordata, Lepidosauria, Squamata, Gekkonidae. The record is from RefSeq and is a predicted model, not a curated record. Gene Ontology annotation, molecular function: zinc ion binding. The annotation marks the transcript as partial. The transcript has a single exon.
UCCUCGCUGACCUGCCCGCAGUGCCACCGCAGCGCCUCCCUGGACCACCGCGGCCUCCGCGGCUUCCAGCGCAACCGGCUGCUGGAGGCCAUCGUGCAGCGCUACCAGCAGAGCCGGGCCGCCGCCUCGGCCGCCGCCAAGUGCCAGCUGUGCGACCGCAGCCCCCCGGAGGCCGCCGCCGUCAUGUGCGAGCAGUGCGAGGUGCUCUACUGCGCCGCUUGCCAGGUCAAG